Colletotrichum karsti is the source of this 504-nucleotide messenger RNA. Its product is annotated as DAD family protein. NCBI's taxonomy places the organism in Eukaryota, Fungi, Ascomycota, Sordariomycetes, Glomerellales, Glomerellaceae. The coding region runs from base 1 to 504 and encodes 167 amino acids. Gene Ontology annotation, biological process: protein N-linked glycosylation. Gene Ontology annotation, cellular component: oligosaccharyltransferase complex; membrane. The record is from RefSeq and is a predicted model, not a curated record. The transcript is spliced from 4 exons.
AUGGCGCCCAAGAAGAACGCCCAAAAGGCCAACGCCGCCGCCGCCGCCGCCGAAGCACCGCCUGCUCCCCCCUUGUCGCCCGCUGGCCCGACCGCCGCCGCCGCGAUCCCGGGCACCAUGACCUCGCAGCCCAAGGCCGUCCCCGUCGGCAAGAUCGCGGGCGGCGCCCAGAACUGGGACCGGGUCCUGGCCAACAUCUACAACCACUACGUCAACAGCACCCCGCAGCGCACCAAGCUCAUCGACGUCUUCAUGGUCUUCCUCGUCGCCGUCGGCGCGCUGCAGUUCCUCUACUGCAUCCUCGCCGGCAACUACCCAUUCAACGCUUUCCUCUCCGGCUUCUCCGCUACUGUUGGACAAUUCGUCCUUACUGCAUCUCUCCGAAUCCAGACCACCGAAGCCAACAAGGCCGACUUCCCCUCCGUAUCACCCGAGCGAGCAUUUGCCGACUAUGUCGCGUGCAGCUUGAUCCUCCACUUCUUCUGCGUCAACUUCAUAAACUAA